This is a messenger RNA of Lentinula edodes (shiitake mushroom), 3882 nucleotides long. RefSeq lists its product as uncharacterized. Bases 209 to 3562 code for a protein of 1117 amino acids. Gene Ontology annotation, cellular component: mitochondrion. The transcript has 4 exons. The record is from RefSeq and is a predicted model, not a curated record. NCBI's taxonomy places the organism in Eukaryota, Fungi, Basidiomycota, Agaricomycetes, Agaricales, Omphalotaceae.
CAGUUCUACAGGCAUGCUUAACCCGCGCAUUUAUGAUUAGAGUAACGGUGUUAUAUUUGCGCUUACAUCCAACGGUGCUGACAUAAUCAUGAUGGCGGGAGCCGAUCACUUUACACCACACUGCUAAGUGCUCCAUGACGGAAACUUUAAACUUAGACUUAAAUUUCUUCGUUCUUCUUCGGCGUUAUUUCCGUCGUCGUUCACAACGAUGACCAAGCCAACUAUUCUUCAGACGCUGCUGGGCAGACCGUCACAGACAUAUACUUUCCCUCAGGACAGGGACUAUCAUUCUACCAAAGCCCAUAUGCUCCGCGUGGCCUCAGCAGCCCAGAAGACGUCUGAUCUUCCAGAACACCAAACUAUACCCACAACCGUGAUGGGAAGAAAAAAUAGAUUGUCCACCACCGCUGAAAUUGUAUCUGUUGAAUCGCACGUCAUUGAUUCCAAACUUUGUCUUGACGGUCAACUUGACGACAAGGAUUCAGGCUCUGAAGAAGAUAUUUUCUAUACACCAGAUACUUCUCCAAUGGCGCCUUUGGUCAACCAGUUGGAUCUACCACCGAAUGUUGAUAAUGAUUCGGCUAUAGCGACCAGAACACCGUUUACUCCCCGCUCAACAACGACCUCUAUCUCAUCCAAUUCUCUUGACGGCCAUUCUAUAUUCUCUCUAGAUUCUAGUCCAUUAUCCGACUCUACUUUUAUCACCACUCCGAACGUCUCAGAUACUGGCCAUGACAUUGAUUAUGUCACGAAAUCUGCUAGGCGGUCAAAUCCAGAUCGUACGAAACAGCCGUCUUUGACUUAUACAGACGAAGACUGGGCAAAGGAUGUACGAUGGCUUGCUCCUCCAUCUGCUAAACUAUCAACCAAGAGAAAGUCCAAACCAUCUGCUAAUAACAACACCGUUGCAUCCACGAGUUAUUACAUUGCUCAGUUACCUCCGAAAAUCGUACCCCAGCCUCCGCUUCCUAGGCCUCGUCCAAGACCAAAGAUUAGGUCCAAGUCUGUUGGUAUCACUGCGCACUAUAGUAUAAUGUCGAGCAUGACUGCUUUGCUUGAAGAAGAAGACGAGGACAGAGAAUCUGCACAUCACCCAAGUCAAGGCAGUCUUCGUUCCGCUGCAGCUGUUGCUGCUUCACCCUCAGAACGUCUUAGAACCCAUUCUACCUCUUCUUCUGCUCGUCCACGACCAUCCAACUCAUUGAGACGACAGAACAAUCUUUCCACGAAGCCGCUGUCACGAAGAAAGUCUAGAUCAUUGGAACAUCUCCCACCUAUCACUUCCGCGCGGCGUCUUUUGCCCGAUUCCGUUCACUCUUUAUCAUCUUUCGCUUCCAGUACAUCAUAUGUUCCAUCAAUUCCAUCGUCCGGUACACCCGGAUACACCUCUCUCACCCUUCCCCGUGCUCCCCAACCAGCAUUUACUCCCAAUCCCAGCAAACGUGUUAGCGUUGUCGGAGGCGCAGAUGGCAAAAUCGAUCUGACACGGAGUGGGAUCGCACAAACGACGAUGGCUACAGUCGAGGUUACUAAAGGACUAGCAGGGAAUAUGAAGAGUGGUGUUUUUGGACUUGGGAAUUUACUCAAUAGAGCGCGUAGCCGGAGUGUUUCUGCGGCAAAAGGAAGUGUUACUGUUUCGCCACUGGAUGAACUUGGGACUACUGCUAGUUCUAGGUUCCGGUCAGGGAAAGCCGGCGUUGAUGCAGUUUUGAAUUUUACGAGUUAUCGUCGACCUCCGGAUUAUAUCCCAGGCGGAGGUGUGCUGGUACAAGUAUGGGCUGUAGCGGUGGAUGGGAUCGAUGCAAAACUUGCUGGUGUUGUGCAUUCCAGAGUAGAAGAAGGAAGAAAUCCACGAUUUAACAUCCCUAGUCAAAGAACAAGCGAAAAAGAGGGUACAAAGAACACGUCAUCGAGUACUAGACCAAGCUUAUUUCGGAGUGUGAGUGCUAGGAAGCACAAACGGUCUGAGAGCGAUAAUAAUUCUCUCGGCCGAAAAAGUUCCGUGGGGGUACACUCGAUAGAUCCUGAUGUUGGGUAUAUACCAGGCCGCAGUUUCGUUGGGAGGGUGUUGGAGUGUGGAUGGGAUGUUAGUGAAGAUGUUGUGCGGAAGGGGGAAUGGGUUGUGGGGCUAUUGGAUGUAAGAAAGUGUGGUGCAUUGCAGGAAUUCAUCGUAGCGGAUCGCCAUCGAGUUCAUCGGAUACCUCACCCCACAAUCCCCUUUGUGUCCCCCCUCGCUGACUCAGUGUCAGAAUUUUCCGAAACACCACUACCACCCACACGCGGAGCCAAACACUCUCAUCGGCAAGCCUCUUCCUCCUCUGCCUCUGCCUCCCAUCUAUCUUCACAUUCACGUUCAAACUCUUCACCCUCCCGUGCAUCCUCCCUCUCUCGACCCGGCCGACCUCCAAAUCUAAAUCUCGACCCGCCACCACUCACCCUCGAAGAAUACGCACUCUUACCUUUAUGUGGCAUCUUUGCUUAUCGAGCUGUCCGGACCCUCGCUUACGCAUUCGGUAAACCGAUGCCGAGCUCUGCCGAACCUGGAAAUUUCUCUCCUUCUCCAAGGCGUAUUAACGAGCACGAGGAAGGCAGUCGUCGUCGCCGCGCUCUUGUUUUGCGCGGACACGAUGGUGUAGGUGCGAUAGCUGUGCAGAUGCUAGUGAAACGUGGAUGGAGAGUAUGUGUUCAUGCUUCGUUUCUACGUGAUCCAGAGUUGGUUGAGGAAGGGUCGAGGGAGGAGAGGGUGUAUAUGGAGAGUGUUGAGAGGAGAGUGAGGAGAUGGGGUGCGGAGGAGGUGGUGUUUGAUGAUGGUGGAGGUUCUGACCCUGAAGGAGGAGGAGGAGGAUGCGAGGAUGGAGUUGCAGCUGUCGUCCGGGUUAUUGAGCGGCUCGUUGAGGACGGGGACGUCUUCGAUGCAGUCCUGGAUACCGUAGGAGGGAAAGAAAUAUGGGAAGCCUCGGAAAGAUUAUUAAGGAACACAGGUGUUCCAUCUCCCUCUCCAGAUUCAAUCUUUCCUUCUAUCUCUUCGUCAUCUGAAAUAAAGCCAAGCUUACUUGGCAGGAGAAAAAAGAAAGACAAGAAUAACGAUGCUUCGCCUUUACCUGGAAAUCAAUCUCAUCCUGGGGGGACAGGUCAAUUUACCACUCUUGUUGGCGAUACCCCUAGCCGUCCAAUUCCCACUGCUAGCGAUCAUUUUAGAGCGGGGUUGAGGUCCAUGAAGAACACGCACAAUGCAACAACAACGAAAGAUGGAUCGAACCGAUCUCCGGUCAAGAAGGGUGCGAACGGCAAUGGUAAAGUCGGGUAUGCUUGGGUGAGCGUUGCGCAGGAUGUUGAUUGGGAAGGGGAGGAUAUAAGGGACAGUUUGGGUGCUGUUGUUAAGAUGGCGAUGAGUGAGGGUGUGAGGCCUUGGAUUGGUGGAAGUAAAAGCGAGGGAAAUGACGAGGCCAAUGAUAAUGAUGAUGAUGAAAGAGUAGUGCCUUUCGAACGGACUCCGCGGAUUUUUGUCGCAAACGGACCAUUGAGUAAUGGGGGAACGGCGGUAGUCAAGGUUGUUGAGUGAGUGAGUCGAGUCAAGUGAGCCUUUUACGCUCUCUUGCUCCUGGUUCCUUCAUCUCUCGUGGACGAUCCGGUUCUUUAUAUUUUUCCCGUGUUCCUUUCAGUCUUGCCCUUGUUCACAUACACGCACGCGAUACUAAUGAUUACUUAUCAUGAGCGAUACCAGCACAUCCUCAUCAGCAAAAAUUGUUACAAUAGUCCGGACUACUCAUAGAGCAUACAUACUAUGUACUUAUCAUGAAGAGUAAUUAUUUUGCCUUGUGUGGAUGAUGUCACAAUAACAAAGGAAAUAGGCAGGGGACUCAAAUCCACCCUGCUCCUGUC